Sinocyclocheilus grahami is the source of this 6478-nucleotide messenger RNA. It is a transcript of the gene loxhd1b, whose product is annotated as lipoxygenase homology PLAT domains 1b. The record is from RefSeq and is a predicted model, not a curated record. The transcript is spliced from 42 exons. Gene Ontology annotation, molecular function: protein binding. Lineage: Eukaryota; Metazoa; Chordata; Actinopteri; Cypriniformes; Cyprinidae. Bases 320 to 6478 code for a protein of 2052 amino acids.
GGAGAAAAAAACACGGCAGUCACAGGAAACCGAAGAGGAGGACGAUGACGGAGAGGAGAAGAAAUCAAAGUCGAGAAGGAAAGGUAAGAUCAGCACUCCAGAUUGUGCCACAAAGAAGAAAUACAAACACGCUGAGGACACAGAAUCGCUCAGCGAUGCAUCCGAGGUGAAGAAGAAGAAGAAGAAGAAGAAGAAGAAGACCUCAAGGCAGGAGGAUGAAGAGGUGAAGAGUAGUGAAGAUGAACACCAGAACCUUCCAGAUGUUGUUCAAGUGAGCAAAAAGAGCACAAAGAAGAAUCAAAACCCUGCGGAGAGCAUCAUGGGAUCCAAAGACAAGAAGUCCAAGGAUGAGGGGAAGAAGAAGAAGAAAGCCAAGAAAGAAGAAUCAGAGGAGGAGGAUGACGACUCCCAGAAGAAGAAGAAGAAGAAGUCCAAGAAAGGAGCCGAUGAUAGCGAUGACGAGGGCAAGAAGGGAAAGGGCAAGAAGAAGAAGUCCAAAAACGUUGAUUAUGUGGAGAUUUAUGAGAACGAGCUGAGAAACUACGAGCCUGAGAAAGUGGAGAACUAUGAAGAUGAGUACCACAAGAAAAAAGUCUAUGAGGUGGUGACCAUCACCGGAGAUGUCAACGGAGCCGGAACGGAUGCCAACAUCUUCAUCACGCUCUUCGGCGAAUAUGGCAUCACUCCCAAACUGCAUCUGGCCAGCAAAAAUCGAACUGCUUUUGAAAAAAACAAAACUGAUGUCUUCCGGAUAAAAACACACAAUGUCGGCCCUUUGAAAAAAGUUAGGAUUGAACAUGAUAACACGGGUCUGAACGCCAGCUGGUUUCUGGACCGGGUCGUGGUCACUGACAUGAACAGACCGCAUUUACGCUUCUACUUCGCCUGCAACAACUGGCUGAGCAGAACCGAAGGGGACAGCCUGUUCGUCCGAGACCUGCUGGGUAGUCUGGACCCCAUGGACAUGCCCAAAUAUAAUAAAUAUGUUGUGAGCGUGUUCACACCUGACGUGAAAGGCAGUGGGACAGAUGCUGAUGUCUUUCUCAACAUUUUUGGGGAAAAUGGUGAUACAGGAGAGAGACGACUAGACAAUGAUAAAAACAACUUUGAGAGGGGAACCGAAGACAAGUUCACCGUAGAGGCUCCGAACCUGGGCAGAGUGAGGAAAAUAACCAUCGGACACAACAACAAGGGAUCCUCGGCUGGAUGGUUUGUGGAAAAGGUCAUAGUGGAUGAUUUGGGAAACAAGGCCGUGUACGAGUUUCCCAUCGGCCGCUGGUUUGCCAUCGAUGAGGAUGAUGGGAAGAUACAGAGAGAUGUUCUGGUUGGAGGCAGUCAACCCACCGGCAUCGUGUACAACGUUCAGGUGGUGACAGGGAAGAUCAGAGGUGCAGGUACCAACUCCAAAAUCCACAUGAUCAUGCACGGCUCCAAAGGAAUGAAGAACAGCGGCAAGAUCUUCCUGGAAGGAGGGACGUUUGAGCGCGGCCUCACCGACAUCUUUAACGUGGAGAUCGCGGCGCUGCUCAGUCCGCUCAGCCGAGUCACGAUCGGUCACGAUAACGGAGGCGUCAGUGCCGGCUGGUACUGCGACAAGGUGGUCAUCUUCUGUCCGUUCACUGGCAUCGAGCAGACGUUCCCCUGCUCUAAAUGGCUGGAUGAGGACGAGGCUGACGGGCUCAUCGAGAGGGAACUGUAUGAAAUGGUGUCGCUCAGGCAGAAGAGGCAAAAAAAGCAUCCCUGGUCUCUCUGGAUCUGGACGUCAGAUCUUCCAGGCGCGGGAACAGACGCAUCUGUCUUACUCCAGAUAUACGGAGAGAAGGGCAAGUCGGACGAGAUGAGACUCACCAACAAAACCGAUAACUUUGAGCAGGGCCAGCUGGACAAGUUCAUGAUUGAACUACCGGAUCUUGGGAAGCUGUUUAAACUCAGAAUCUGGCAUGAGAAGAGAAAUCCCUUCGCCGGCUGGCAUUUAAGUCGAAUGUCCAUAAUGAAAACUUUAACAAAGGAAACAUAUAAAUUCCCAUGUGAGCGCUGGCUGGACGCUAAUGAGGACGAUAACGAGGUGGUGCGAGAGCUUCCAGCCACCGGAGAUCUCAUCCCUGAACCUCUGCCACUUAUCAAGUAUCGCAUCACAGUGUACACCGGGAGCGUGAGCGGUGGAGGAACAGAUGCACAUGUGUUUCUGUGUCUUGUCGGGGAUCAGGGCAACACCGGCGACCGCGCUUUGAUCAACUGCAAAAACAACGUCAACAAGUUUGAGAAGGGCAACGCGGAUGAAUUCAUCAUUGAGGCCGUGUCCAUCGGUCAGGUGCGCAGGAUAAGAAUUGGUCACGACGGCCACGGCGGAGGCUGCGGAUGGUUCGUGGAUAAAGCAGUCAUCAGAGAAGAAGGCCAGGCCGAAUCACAGGCCGUCGAGUUCCCAUGCAACAGAUGGUUCGACCACAAUGAAGACGACGGGCAGAUUGUUCGUGAGUUGGUGCCAUUCGCAGACGGACAGAGACUUUACAACGUCAGCUAUCACAUCGCAGUGAAGACAGGUAACGUCAGUGGAGGAAGUUCAGACUCUAAAGUGUUUGUGAAGUUCUACGGUGAGAAGGGAGACACCAGCAGAAUGAUGCUCGUGGUCUCAGACAACAACCUGCGCAAUUACUUCGAGGCGGGCCGGGUGGAUGUUUUCACCGUCGACACCGCUGACAUCGGCCAGAUCAACCGGCUCCUGAUAGGUCACUCUAAUGAAGGGAUGCGCGCUGGCUGGUUUCUGGACAGCGUUCAGAUCAUGGUGCCAAAUCACGGCAAACACUACAUGUUCCCCAGUCACCGCUGGCUGUGCAGAGACGAGGCUGAUGGGAAGACGGAGGUGGAGAUUUACCCCAGUGAAAUACUGGACGUUGAACAAUUGAUAAACUAUGAGAUCACGGUUCUGACGGGGGACGUCUUUGCUGGUGGCACAAAUGCCAAUGUUUUUAUCCAAAUCUACGGAGAUCAAGGAAAGACGGAGGUGCUCCAAAUCGCCAGCAGGUCAAACAACUAUGAGAGAGCAGCAACAGACAUAUUCAAGAUUGAGGCUAAAGAAGUGGGGAAGAUCUUCAAGAUCCGCAUUAGCAAUGAUGACUCGGGCGUAGGAGCCGGAUGGUACCUGGAACGGGUGGAGAUCAAGCGUCUGAUAAUGGCCAUGGUCCCCAAAGAGAAGAAAGAAGAUAAAAAGAAGAAGAAGAAUAAGAAAAAGAAGAGCGAGGAGGAUGAAGACGAGGAAGGCGGUGAGGAGGAGAUGCGUGAGGUGGUCUUGACCUACUCAUUCCCCUGCGAUCGCUGGCUGGCUUCUGAUGAGGAGGACGGAGAGAUGGUGGUGGAACUUCUGCCAGAGGACAACGAGGAGCUGGAGGAAAACACAUACGAAGUCCACAUCUUCACGGGAAACAUGAUGGGGGCCGGAAGUGAUGCCAACGUGUUCAUAAACUUCUACGGAGAGAACGGAGAUACUGGAGAACGACCCUUGAGAAAGUCCAAUCAUCUCAACAAAUUUGAACGUGGACAGGAGGACACGUUCUCCAUCACAGCUGUGGAACUGGGGCCUUUGAAGAAACUAAGGAUCCGUCACGAUAACAGCCAUCAGUCAGCCUGGUACCUAGACAGGGUGGAGAUCGUGGACACUAAAGAUGACACCACGUAUUACUUCCCCUGUAACCGCUGGCUGGCGGUUGAUGAAGAUGAUGGUCAGAUUGCGCGAGAGCUCGUUCCUGUGGAUGAGGCCUUCAUGAGGAAGGACGAGGAUGAGGAGGAGUCUGGGGCCACACUGGGUUUAGAGCAGAAAGCAAUGUCGACAACAUACACAUUGAGGAUCAAGACUGGAGAAAAGAAACACGCUGGAACAGACGCCAAUAUCUUUGCGAUUCUGUAUGGAGAGAAUGACGACACGGGACUCAUUAACCUGAAAGCCUCUAAAUCACACAAAAACAAGUUUGAGAAAGGAAUGAUCGAUGAAUUUAUCGUGGAGGCCGUUGAUCUCGGAGAACUCCAGAAAUUGAGAAUUGGCCAUGACAACUCAGGAGGGUCGGCUGGAUGGUUCCUGGACUGGGUGGAGAUCAAUGCUCCUUCUCAAGGACAGAGGCUUCGUUUCCCAUGUGGCCGCUGGCUGGACACAGGAGAAGACGAUGGAGUUGUUGUCAGAGAUCUGUAUCCAGCGGAGCUACAGACUGAACUUUACACGCCGUUCGUUCCCUAUGAGAUCACCACCUUCACGAGUGACGUGUUCGCUGCAGGGACAGACGCGGAUGUUUUCAUCGUUCUGUACGGUCAGAAGGGUAUGUGUACGCAGCAGAAGUACCUGUGUGUGAACAAGAGAGAACGACGCAUGUACUUCGAGAGAUCAGCAGAAGACAUGUUCAUUGUAGAGCUGGAAGACAUAGGGGAUGUCAUAGAGAAGAUCCGCAUCGGACACGAUAACCAAGGGACGAACCCCGGCUGGCAUCUGGACAGAGUGGAAAUCAGAAGACUUUUGAGGAAAGGAAAGGGUUCGGAGACGACCAUCUUCCCCUGUGAACGCUGGCUGGCCAAGUCUGAGGAUGACGGCGAGACGGUGAGAGAGGUGGUGUCUUCGGAGAUCAUCACGGAGAAGCUGCUGAGAGACGGGACGCUCAAACACAACGAGAUCGAGGUGGAGGAUGCUCUGGAGACUCACACGUAUAAGGUGUCGGUGAGGACGGGGGACAUGCACGGAGCCGGCACCGAUGCCAAUGUGUUCCUGACCAUCUACGGAGAUCUGGGAGACACCGGAGAACGCAAGCUCAGCAAAUCUGAGAGCAACGGCAACAAGUUUGAGAGAGGAGCCGUUGACAAGUUCAGCAUUGAAGCCGUGGAUCUGGGUCAGGUCUAUAAGAUCAAAAUCCAGCAUGACAAUUCUCUGGCUGGAGCUGACUGGUAUCUGGAUCAGGUGGAGGUGGUGGAUGUGGAGACAGAAGAGGUUUACAUGUUUCUGUGUGAACGCUGGCUCUCCAUUAAGAAAGAGGACAAGUGCAUCGAGAGGACCUUCUUUGUCAAGGGAUACGAGGGUGAGAGGAACCCUCAAAACGCAAAGAAGAACAUGCAGAACUCUAAAGCAGGUCUUGACAGCAACAUGAACAAGAAGAAGAAGAAGAAAAAGGCUGUUAUAAUGGAGGAGGGUCCGAUGAUCCCGUACCACUUCACAGUGUCCACCGGAGACGAUCAUGACGCCAGCACCACCAGUCGGGUUUACGUUAUCAUCAUAGGUGAUCAUGGCUGCAGUAAUUCUUCAAACGAUGUAGAAGAGCGUCAGGAACAGCCGUGUUUGCAUUUGGGUCAUAACGGAGCGACUCCCGAGAGCUGCUGGCUGGUGGACGAGCUGUCGGUGGCCGUUCCCACCAAAGGCAUUCAGUACAGCUUUCUGUGCAAGUGCUGGCUGGCCAAAGACAGAGGAGACGGUCUGACGGCCAGAGUCCUAAACAUACUGGACGCCACCACCAUCAGCAUCAUCCGGAAGGUGGUUUAUGAGGUGACGGUGGUCACGGGUGACACUCAGAAUGCAGGAACGGACACCAACAUCUUCAUAAGCGUGUUUGGGGCCAACGGGAGCAUGGAGGAGAUGCUCCUCGCCAAACAUGCGGACAGGUUUGAAAGAGGACAGGAAGACACGUUUAACCUGGAGAUCGAUGAUAUCGCGCCCCUGAAAAAGCUCCGCGUUCGCAUCGACGGGACGGGAAGUCGUCCUGAUUGGUUCCUCGACAAGAUAAUCAUGAGAAACCUGAGCACGGAGGAGGUGUAUGUGUUCACCUACGAGGAGUGGCUCUCCAAGACCAAAGGACCCAAGAGGACCAAGGUCUGUGAACUCUCUGCGGUCGUGGACGACGAGGAGAUGGUGGAGAAAACCACAUACACCAUCCAGGUUAAAACCAGUGACAGCGCUGGUCCGGCUCCUGGAUGGCAUCUGGAGUAUGUCGACGUGAAGGACGACCUGCUGGAUCAAACCUUCCGCUUUCCCUGCGACCGAUGGCUGGCCAAAAGUGAGGACGACGGGCAAAUCAUGAGGGAGCUGGCAUGUGCCAAUAACGAUAUUCUGGAUCUCAGUGACAAGACCAAAUAUGAAAUUGAGAUCACAACAGCCAACUCUGAAGAUGCCGAGACGAAGGAGAAUGUCUGGAUCAUUCUGGAGGGAAAAAAAGGACGUUCAAAGGAGUUUAUGAUGGAAAACUCAAAAAAGAAGAAGUUUUUGCGUGCUGCCACGGAUUCAUUCGAGUUUUCCUCUAAAAAUGUGGGCGAGAUCGUGAGUAUUUGUUUGGGCCAUAUAACGAAGGAGAAGAAGGUGAAGAACGAGUCUUUCUGGCACGUGCAGGAGGUGGUGAUCACGGAGAAAGAGCUGAGAAACAAAUUCUACUUCACAUGCGACGCUCGGAUUCCACUGGCAGGACUCUACAAGAACCGAAUGAGCCAUAUUUUUGCUCUAAGUCUGAGCAGAGCCUGA